Molecule: messenger RNA, 3004 nt
Organism: Sclerotinia trifoliorum
Lineage: Eukaryota; Fungi; Ascomycota; Leotiomycetes; Helotiales; Sclerotiniaceae
Source: the annotation of a GenBank genome assembly
UAUUUCCCCAAUAUCCUUCAAGUAGACAUCUUCAUCGCCGCCGGACAUCAUGGGUAUUCAAAAGAAACAUGGUAAAGGUCGUCUCGAUAAGUGGUAUAAACUUGCCAAGGAGAAAGGAUACAGAGCCAGAGCUGCGUUCAAAUUGAUUCAAUUGAAUAAAAAAUAUGGCUUCUUGGAGAAGAGUAAAGUUCUGUUGGAUCUUUGCGCUGCGCCUGGAGUAAGUACAUUCUGUUGACAUACGUCGAGGCUCCGCUAACUUUGGUGAUAAGUCAUGGUGCCAAGUCGCAGCAGAGACUAUGCCAGUGAGCAGUUUGAUCGUUGGCGUGGAUCUUUCUCCCAUUAAACCAAUUCCUCGAGUUAUUACGUUCCAAAGUGACAUUACGACGGAGAAAUGUCGCGCGACUAUUCGUACACAUUUCAAAUCCUGGAAGGCAGAUACAGUGUUGCAUGAUGGAGCUCCAAAUGUUGGUACUGCUUGGGUGCAAGAUUCCUUCAACCAAGCGGAGUUGGCCCUUCAAUCGUUGAAGCUUGCAACGGAAUUCCUCGCGCCAGGCGGUACUUUUGUUACAAAGGUUUUCAGGUCCAAAGAUUACAAUAGUCUGCUCUGGGUUUUCAAUCAAUUAUUCACCAAGGUCGAAGCAACGAAGCCUCCCUCGUCUAGGAAUGUUUCCGCGGAAAUCUUCGUUGUGUGUCAAGGGUUCAAGGCGCCAAAGCAUCUUGAUCCUAAAUUUGUCGACCCCCGACAUGUUUUCGCAGAACUCUCUGAUCCCACACCCAACAACGAAGCUAAGGUUUUCAACCCCGAAAUCAAGAAGAGGAAGAGAGAUGGUUACGAAGAUGACAAUAUGACACAAUUCAAGGAAAUUCCAGCCAGCGAGUUCAUCCAAACAACCGAUCCCAUUGCUAUUCUUGGUAGCAUGAAUCGACUGAGCUUUGUGCAACCGCCAAAUGGAGAUGUAGCGCUAGCUGCACUGGAUAAAUUACCAGAAACAACGGAUGAAAUUCGUAACGAUUGUGCAGAUUUAAGAGUGCUUGGAAGAAAGGAGUUUAGAAACCUUUUGAAAUGGCGCCUGAAAGUACGGGAAAAAUUUGGAUUUGCUACGAAAAAGGGCGCAAAGACGGAGAUGGAAGAGGUAGCUGAGGUAGAGGAUAUGGAUGAGGAGCUAAAGAUUCAAGAAGAACUUCAGGCUAUGAGCGAAAAGGAGAGUGCACGUAGAAAGCGUGAAAAAAGAAAAGAGAACGAGAAGAAGCAAAAAGAGAUCAUUCGGAUGCAGUUACAUAUGACAGCACCAACAGAUAUUGGCCUAGAACAAGCAGGACCAAAUGGUGAAGGAUCUAUGUUUGGACUAAAAGCAAUAGAUAAGGCAGGUGCUGCAAAUAAGAUUGCAAAGGGAAAAAUGGCGAUUCUCAAAGAAUUGGACCCUAGGCAAGAGGAUGGUGGAUAUGCUUCAGAAGAUAGUGAGAGCGACGAUGAGCAAGAUCGACUUGAUAGGGAGCUUGACUCGAUGUAUGAGAUGUAUCAGGAACAGAAGUCGAGUGCUGAUGCAAAGUUCCGCGCCAAGAAGGCAAGGAAGGAGCAUGAAGAUGGUGACUGGGAAGGCUUUUCGGCGGAGGAGGCACAGAGCGACGACGAUAAGCUGGAGGAAGAUAGUAGUGAUGAGUCGGACGAAGAAGGGCCUAUCAAACAAUCUUUGUUGACGGAUCUGGAACGAAAUGAGAAGAGCGCUAGUGGACUCUCGAAAAGGGCAUCUCAAUUUUUCGAUCAGGAUAUCUUCAAGGACAUUGGAGGGAUACCUGAAGAAGAAUCUGAGGAAGAAGUCGAACAGGAAGAUGAAGAAGUUCAAGCCGACCUUGACAAGCUUAUGAAGGACAGAUUACUUGAAGAGGAAGAAGGAGACGAGAUCAUGGAAGAAGCGCCCGAAGCAAGUGACAGCAGCGAUGAUGAAAAUGGGUUCGAAGUUGUAAAACGCAGAGAAGGUGAAGCACAAUGGGAAGAUGAAGAGCCCAAAAAGGAUGGACGAUUAGGUAUAUAGUUCUCUAGCUUGUUGUCCUUACAGCUACUAACACAACAUUCCACAGACAUCGACAUCAUCACCGCCGAAGCCAUGACACUCGCCCAGCAAAUCGCCUCUGGCCAAAAAUCCAUGUACGACCUCGCCGACGAAAGUUUCAACAAAUAUGCCUUUAAAGACCGCGACGGUCUCCCCGACUGGUUCCUCGACGAUGAAGGCAAGCACGAUAGACCGCAUCGACCAAUUUCGGCAGCCGGGGCAGCAGCCAUAAAAGAAAAGCUCCGAGCUCUGAACGCCCGACCGAUCAAGAAGGUGCGGGAAGCCAAAGACCGCAAGAAGUUCAAGGCGGCGCAACGACUUGAAAAAUUGAGGAAAAAGUCGGCGUUGUUGGCUGAUGAGGAGGGCAUGACGGAGAAGGAGAAAGCAAACAGUAUUGGAAAGUUGAUGAGUAAAGCAGCGAAGAAAAAACCAAGGCAAAAUGUGAAGGUUGUGGUUGCUACGGGUGGUAAUAGAGGAAUCGCGGGCAGACCAAGGGGUGUUAAGGGUAAAUAUAAGAUUGUGGACGCUAGAUUAAAGAAGGAUGUUAGGGGCCUGAAGCGAGCGGCUAAGAAAAGGAAGUGAUCUAAUUUAAUCAGUGUGGAUGGAUGUUGGGAAUGGACAUGUGUUCGUUGUACAAUACAUUGGGAAGCAAAUCUAUUCAAGUGUUCAGGGACGCACCCUUCGGAGAGAAAAUCAAACAGCAAAACAUAAUGUCGUAAAGGUUAUUCGACUGUCGAAUAUGAAUUGGACUUUGAAGAGUGUUGUGAGGGUCGGCGUAUUCGAUUUUGGUGUUUGGAUUUUCCUCCCUAUCGCGAGUGGGCAUAACAGUAUAUUUGAUAAGCAUCAUGGUUUUGACUUCGCCCUUCACAUGAAUUGCUAAACAUUGUCCGAAAUGUUCGAUUUGCCAAAUAUGCUGCAUUAUGUGUAUAGCAAAAUUGUAGUAAUCAAUGACC